AGAAGUGUGCGCUGCGGGAGAUGACCAACCUCAGCCAGCUUUUCGACUACAUCCAAACGCCGCUGGUCCGCUGCGACACACAGCUGAUGCUGGGAGGCCGUUUGCUAGCCAAGAGUCGCUACACCGACGGCGAGAAAUGGGUUUGUGUGGACAAGAAAUUCAAAGUGAUUCCCUUGAAAUGUCUGGUCUUCUCCUUCGGCAUUGGGGGAGACUGGUCAUUCGAGGACGAAGUCGAUAGGAAGCUGGGCUGCACGGUGUUUGCCUUCGACCCAACCAUCAAAAAGGAGAAUCACAACCGCACCGCCAGAAUCAGCUUCUUCAACCUGGGCAUCGGCGCCCUCACCAACACUGACCCGCAGGCCAAGAAGAAGGUGGACCGCUACGCCAACAUCCUCGCGGGGCUCGGCCACCUCAACAGCAUCAUUGACAUCCUCAAGAUUGAUGUGGAGGGAUCCGAAGUCGCUUUCUUUGGGGAUGUUUUUGGGAAGACUCCCAACCUGCUGAAGAACGUCAAGAUGAUAGCGAUGGAGAUUCACAUGGACCCCAAUCUUAUAGAGCUUAGACGAAGUUACAAAGUCUUCUGGGAAUACUUUCAACUUCUGGACUGUUUCGGCUUCAAGAUUUCGCACAGCGCCGUCAAUCCGUUCUGUGGUCACAAAGUAGUGGACGGGCAGCACCGCUCCAACUGCUACGAGAUAGUGUGGGUCCAGGACCGAGAAUGGUAAAACCAAAGUCUAAUUAUAACAAGUCUGGCCACUUCCCGCGAAAAUCUCGUCGGAUUCACGCAAUGACGUCACGCUGCCUUCAAAGGCUGGGUCCGUUACCUGGGAGUGGGACCGAGUCAGUCUGCAACGAGACGGUGCCGGGCGCACAACUUUCAAUCCCUGGCCUGCAUGACAGGUUCCCCUCUGUAAGUGUCAACAACUGUAAACCUGGCUGAAUUCUUCAGUAUGGGCAUCACUCUAUAACAUUUUGGUGCUAAUUUGGUAAAAAUGUCAAAGUCUCACUGUUACUCUUAUUUAACCUGGC
Molecule: messenger RNA, 1029 nt
Organism: Eriocheir sinensis (Chinese mitten crab)
Lineage: Eukaryota; Metazoa; Arthropoda; Malacostraca; Decapoda; Varunidae
Exons: 5
Coding region: 21-725 (234 amino acids)
Source: RefSeq, a predicted model, not a curated record